Messenger RNA from Impatiens glandulifera, 1529 nucleotides. Its product is annotated as lactosylceramide 4-alpha-galactosyltransferase-like. Bases 16 to 1338 code for a protein of 440 amino acids. The record is from RefSeq and is a predicted model, not a curated record. Lineage: Eukaryota; Viridiplantae; Streptophyta; Magnoliopsida; Ericales; Balsaminaceae. The transcript has a single exon.
GCCUUCGCCAUUAAUAUGCUUCCUCCAGUCUCGCUCUCUCUUCUCUUAGAGAGAGAACAAUUGGAGUCUCGCAAGAAUGAAUCCUCCGUCAAAUCAUCCAUGGAUCAUUUUCUCUCUCUUCGUAGUAGGAAUUCUCUACUCGCCUUUCUUACCCUAAUUCUGUUCCUUCUCCUAAUUUACAAUGGUGCCGCCAUUUUCUGCAUCAAUCUCCCUUCUUUUUCCAAAAUCUCGUCGGAAAAUGUCUCUGGGUUCGCAACAAAAUGGUCUCUUUCUUCCUCAAAGAUGUCUUCCACUGUUAUGCUCUCAGUUGAAAAAGAAAACCCAUCUCCUUUACUCGAGAACCCUCUUUCCAAUUUUAUAAAACGGAGCCGAAGAAGAAAGCCACUGUUUCAGUCGAAGCCUCAGAUGAAGCAGUUUUCUACUAGAGUGAAGGAUUUCUUCAAUAACACUUCUUUCAAAUCUCCAUGUAAGCCUCGUUUUUUCAUGACUUGGAUUUCUUCUCUCGAUUCAUUUGGGGAGAGAGAGUUAUUAUCUAUUGGGAGUGUGUUUAAGUCUCACCCAACUGGUUGCCUCAUAAUAGUAUCAAACUCAAUGGAUUCCACCGCAGGAUUGCAAAUUUUGAGACCAUUUCUAGACAUGGGUUUUCGAGUUACUGCAAUUUCACCUGAUUUUGAUUAUCUCUUCAAGAACACAGAAGCUGAAACGUGGUUUAGUAACCUAAAGAAUGGUAAUAUCGAUCCAGGAGAGGUGUCUCUAGGACAAAACCUUUCAAAUUUGCUUAGAUUAUCUCUGCUCUAUAAAUUUGGAGGAAUAUACAUCGAUUCCGAUUUGAUUGUUAUCAAAAGUUUCAAUAAACUGCGGAAUUGUAUUGGUGCACAAACAACUGACCCAGAAACUGGAAAUUGGAGCAGACUUAAUAAUGCAGCCCUAGUGUUUGAUAAAAUGCAUCCUCUUCUUUUCAAGUUCAUCCAAGAAUUUGCUCUCACAUUCAAUGGAAACAAAUGGGGUCAUAAUGGACCUUAUUUAGUUUCGAGAGUUGUUUCAAGGGUGAGUGGAAGGCCAGGAUUUAAUUUCUCAAUCUUAAAUCCAAUUGCUUUCUAUCCUGUAUAUUGGAGCAGAGUAGACAGCCUCUUCCAUGGGCCACAGAAUGAGACUCAUCGAAAAUGGUUGGAUUCUAAAUUCGAUCAAAUUCAAGGCCAGAGUUACGCAGUUCAUCUAUGGAACAGACAAAGCAAAGAGAUUAAGAUAGAGGAAGGAAGCAUCAUCAGACGUAUAGCUCAAGAACAUUGUAUCUUCUCCAUUAAUGCUUCAGAGCCUGUAAGUAUUCAAUCUUUGUAAUUCUACAAAUACUUAUUCUGUGGGUUAUAAAUGGAUUAUCUCAAUCUAUUCCCCACAUGUACUAUGUUAUUAUUAUUAUAUAGAACAUGUUUUUGUGUAUUUCUUGGAAUGAAGAUAUAAUUUUGUCGUUUCGUUUCUGUAUUUGAUAAUAUAACUCAAUUGAAUAUAGUUUGAUUAGUUUCCUUGUCUUA